AUGAAUAAUUAUUUAAACCGUGGAUUGGUUAUAAAUGCUCAAGGAAUACAACUUUCGGAUUUUUUAUCUUAUAACUUUAAACAACAACAUAAACAUGACUCCGUAGAAAAAACGUCUUUUUGUGCCAAAUUAUUCAAUUCUACAACCAAAAAAGAAUCUUUCUUGUUAGAAAGUCCAAUUGAGAUUUCUUAUGACGAUUUAGAGUAUGCUAGUCAGAUAUUUGAUACCGAUGAGGCCGCGAAUUCUGCAAGGUCCUUUCUUGUUAAUGAGUCUUCUGUAAAUGAUGUUAUUCUAGUAAUUGAAUAUUCGAAAGCUGAAUUAACUAUUGAAAAAGAAACAAUAAAGCCAUCUGAUGAAUUGACUGAUAAAAUAAAAGAAGCUCUGAAACAUCAUGAUCCAUAUUAUAGAUUAAUGUAUAUAUUUAAUAUUUAUGGCUAUUUUUUGCCAAAAAAAAUAAUUCUUGGGCACAAAAUGUAUAGAAUGACUCAUUUAACCAAAGAUAAAAGAUUGAAUGAAACAAAGAUAAAAAUAAAUGAAACAAAAUGGACUACUCUUGAUGAUUUUUCAGAUAGUAAACUUGGAGAUAUUUUGAGUCAAUGGGAAAAAUGUAUUGGUUUACAUAAUUUUGAUUUAUCUCACUUUGUAUCAAUUGAUGACAAAAUCAUUAGGAAAGAUAAACUCAAAGAGUGGAUUAAAUUUUGUUUAGAAAGUGAUCUUGACUCAUUACAAGUAAUUAGCUGUAAAGAAUUAUAUUCAUUGUAUAAAAUUUUUGACUCAACUCUUCGCCAUGAAGUUAAAUCUGUUCUCGAAAUUAAAGAAAAGGUGCUAAUGACUGGAAUAGUGCCAAUUAAAGAUCCACCAUAUUUGUAUAGUAUAAAUUUUCCUGUAUGUUUCAAAUCCAAUGAUUAUCAGGUGUUGGGAAAAUUUAUUGCACAUGAUGGGGAAUCAAUUAAUGAGGUUGAUGGUAUACCUGCUAAAAUUGGAUAUUUUAGUAAAGAUACGCGAAAAAUAAGCAUAUUUGGUUCAGAUAAGGAGCUAUUUAAAUUGAAUUUAAACAAUGAUAUUAUAUUGAAAUUUUCAGAAAAUUUACCAUCAAAUUCAGUUAUUUUUAUCUCAUUUAAAUGCCCACCUUCAAAUAACGAACAAAAUUUUAUAACCAAAAUACAAAAUCAUAAAGAUAAUGAAUUUUCAAUCAAUAUAAGUUAUCCAAGUUAUGAAUUUCCUUUUGAUGAAAAUAAUGUAAAGAAUAUAAAUAUAUUAGAAUAUUCGAUUCAAUGGCUUGAAGAACAAUAA
Messenger RNA from Racocetra persica, 1293 nucleotides. The record is from the annotation of a GenBank genome assembly. NCBI's taxonomy places the organism in Eukaryota, Fungi, Glomeromycota, Glomeromycetes, Diversisporales, Gigasporaceae.